AUGGCUUGGGCCAUUGAGGACACAGCAGUUUCUAAUUUCAAAAUCGGCGUGCUGGCAAAGGACCAACAGCCUAACCCGGAAAACUUGAAAAAGUAAGACAUUCACUUGUUUAUAAGUUAACUAUGAUUCCAUCCACUCAGCCUGGAAGUAUAUUCGAAACUCAAGGACAUACUGAAAGCCGAUUCAUCUCAACGUAUCUACAUCUCAUUGGAAAUCAAUAAGAAAGCUGAUAAAUCUGCAGUCACCCCUCAACAAGUAUUUCUGAGAUUCUUGGCUAGUAAUGGAGAAGAUGCAGUUUUCGUAAUUACUCCAGACUCGAAUGGAAUUUACCUGCAUGACAUGGUGAGCGGUUUUAAGGAUAUGAGGAUUAAAAUUGUUUUUGAUUUUCCAAAAUUGUGGAACUUUUUAACAGGUAUUCCGCACUGCUGCUAAGACAUUCCGGAAUUUGAGCGGCAAACUCCACCUGAGCCUUAUUGUUGGAGACGUCUCCAUAAAAAAUCCAAUUCGCUGGGAAUUCGUAAGUUUAGCUUAUUGAUUUACAAAUAUCUUCGUCAUCUCGACAAGCCGAGCUUUCAAUUAAAUGAUAUACUCAAUUUACCGCUCUUGCCCCCUCGGUGUUUGCAGACUCAAGCCUAAUUUCAGGAAAAUUUGGCUUGAGUCUGCAAACACCGAGGGGCAAUAGCGAUGAAUUGAGUUUAACGAUUUCUAAUUUAAAAUUAAAGAAAUUAACAGGACGGCUCGUCCACCGAAGCGGUUUUAAAUAUGUCCGAGAAGACUUUUCAUUAUUUUCUUCUCAGGCCGAUCUCGAGCUCUCCCUCCUAUCCAUUUCCGAUACUGUACCAAAAUCGCAGCAAGUGCGUUAUGAGCUGAUGGAAGAACUUCAUCAUAUUUUCCGACAACCCGAAAAACGUCCAUCGGCUAUUAUCUCAGAUUUGUUCACAGCUAUUUGCUUGUCUCCACUGGUCGUUCUUCUCGGACUGGUAAUUUCUUCCUUUAGCUAUGCAAAAACAUUUCACCUUUUUCAGUGGUUCCAAAUUGGAAUAAACAUCGAAAACGCUCCAGUCUCAACGUGGGUGCCCAUUUUUCAUAUAGGCCUAGCAGGUUUUAAUUAUUUACGAACCAAAUUUACUAUCUUAUUUAGGAGUCUUCGGUGUCUACUUCUUUUUCUGGGUUCGAAUUGAUAUGUUCGAGACGCUUAAGUAUUUAUCGGCGCUAGGAUUCCUGACUUUUGUCGCGGGAAACAGAGUGCUCCGAGCUCUAGCUGGGCAGAAAUUGAAGCCGGAAUGA
Messenger RNA from Caenorhabditis sp. 36 PRJEB53466, 1287 nucleotides. NCBI's taxonomy places the organism in Eukaryota, Metazoa, Nematoda, Chromadorea, Rhabditida, Rhabditidae. The record is from the annotation of a GenBank genome assembly.